AUGCUCUACCGCAAGCGCUUCUUUCCCUAUUACACCAACAACAUCUUGGCCGGCCUCGAUGCCGAAGGCAAGGGCUGUGUCUACAGCUAUGAUCCCGUCGGUUCAUAUGAGCGCGAGGUGUUCCGUGCUGCUGGCACUGCUUCGUCCCUUCUGCAGCCCCUCCUCGACAACCAGAUUGGUGGCAAAAACUUGGCCAACCAAGAUGGACCUCUGCCUUUGGACAAGGAACGCGCUGUGCGCUUGGUCAAGGACAUUUUCGUGGCCGCAGCAGAGCGUGACAUUUACACUGGUGAUGCCGUGCACAUCGCCAUCAUCACCAAGGAUGGUGUGACCCACGAGGAAAUGCCCCUCCGAAGGGAUUGA
Messenger RNA from Monosiga brevicollis MX1, 363 nucleotides. RefSeq lists its product as uncharacterized. Gene Ontology annotation, cellular component: proteasome core complex. The transcript has 3 exons. The record is from RefSeq and is a predicted model, not a curated record. Lineage: Eukaryota; Choanoflagellata; Craspedida; Salpingoecidae. The coding region runs from base 1 to 363 and encodes 120 amino acids.